Molecule: messenger RNA, 4812 nt
Organism: Epinephelus fuscoguttatus (brown-marbled grouper)
Lineage: Eukaryota; Metazoa; Chordata; Actinopteri; Perciformes; Serranidae
Gene: dpy19l1l
Product: dpy-19-like 1, like (H. sapiens)
Exons: 22
Coding region: 144-2360 (738 amino acids)
Cellular component (GO): nuclear inner membrane
Molecular function (GO): mannosyltransferase activity
Source: RefSeq, a predicted model, not a curated record
CCAGUGGAAGCAUCACUCAGGUAGUAAAGGGGCAGAUCCGAGGACCAGAUACGAGCAACUGAGGGGCUGCUUAGCUCACACCCCUCGGGUUUUUCUCCAACGGCGCCUCGCUGCCUCAGCUCGGCUCUUCCUGGGUGAAAAUCAUGGUGGCUAAAAACAGAAAGCAGACCGGGAAGAGUCCAGCGACCCAGACUGACCGCGACAAGAGCCCGCUUGUUUCACCCCCUGGCAAAAGUAACGUUAGGCGAGCAGGCAGGGAGGGCAAAGCUUUCAUCAGCUCCCAUUCAAACGGGCUCUCCGGCAUCAGACACAAGCUGGGGCUAACUCCCUCUGCGCUGGUGAAGCUGGGAAUCACUCUUCUCCUCGCUGCUCUGACUGGGUAUCUCCACUGGCAUCAUCUCUCACAGCUGUUUGAGAAUGACAGACACUUCUCACACUUGUCAAACCUGGAGAAGGAAAUGGCUUUCCGGACAGAAAUGGGUCUGUAUUAUUCCUACUACAAGACCAUUAUCGAGGCUCCCUCUUUCCUGGACGGCCUCCACAUGGUCAUGAACGAUCGGCUGACAGAGUACCCCCUGGUUAUUAACACGCUGAAGAGAUUUAAUCUCUAUCCAGAGGUGGUCCUGGCCAGCUGGUACCGGGUGUACACAGGUGUAAUGGGAUACUUAGGCAUUCCCACGAAGAUGUGCUGGUCCAUCAACAGAGGAGAGGGACUCACUCCUGUGGACAGCUGUGAAGGGAUGGGUGACCCGGCGUAUUUCUACGUGACCUGUGUGUUCCUGCUGAACGGCGCGAUGAUGAGCCUGUUCUUCAUAUACGGCGCCUACCUCAGUGGGAGUCGACUGGGUGGCAUAGUUACCUCGAUGUGUUUUUUCUUCAACCACGGCGAGAGCACUCGUGUGAUGUGGACUCCGCCGCUGAGGGAGAGCUUUGCCUACCCCUUCUUAGUCCUGCAGAUGCUCCUCCUCACCUACAUCCUACGGACACGGAACCCGAGCAGGACAGCCAUGGUCGCCCUGGGCAUCUCCAAUUUGUGCUUUAUGCUGCCUUGGCAGUUCGCCCAGUUUGUGCUGCUCACUCAGGUGGCUUCUCUGUUUGCGUCUUACAUCCUGGGUUACCUCGGCGCCGCUAAGAUGCAGUCCAUCCUGGUCACUCACAUGAUCACUCUCGGCGUCUGCUUCGUCCUGAUGUUUGGCAACUCCAUGCUGCUCACGUCCUUCUACGCCUCCUCACUCGUCUCCAUCUGGGCAAUCAUUGCAGUGAGGGAUCGAUUUGCUCAAGUCUUCAAACCUGGCAUCAUCAUCUGGGUCAUGCAGGGUUUGGCUUGGGUCGGCUCCACGGUGUUGCUGAAGUUCAUGCUGUCCACAGUGCUCUGUGCCUCAGAUGAUGCUCACAUCAGUGGACUGAUCAAGUCUAAGUUCACGAGCUACAAGGACUUCCACACUCUGAUGUACACGUGUGCUGCAGAGUUUGACUUCAUGGAGUUGGAGACGCCUAUACGUUACCUCAAAACGUUGCUGCUGCCCAUCAACAUGCUGGUGGUCGCUCUCAUUGCUGGGAGGACGGUCCAGGAUAUAGUCCGGUUCCUGAGGGACGGAGGGAAGACGUCUGUGAAGCCGGACGAUGCUGAUGAAGCUGCAGGGUCUGAAAUAGCAGCAAAAGGAGAGCUGGUGUACCACAGUCUGCAGCUGGUGGCGUUUGCUGUCCUGGCCGUCCUCAUCAUGCGUCUGAAGCUCUUCUUGACGCCCCACAUGUGCAUCAUGGCCUCGCUCAUCUGCUCCAAACAGCUGUUCAGCUGGAUCGGGGAGAGGUUUAAACACCAGGUCGCGGUGUUUGCAGUCAUGGCCAUCAUGGCCAUACAGGGAGUGGCCAACCUGCAGGCCCAGUGGGGGAUCAUCGGAGAGUUCAGCAACCUGCCGCAGGAGGAGCUGUUGGACUGGAUCCAGGAAAACACCCGCCCUGAUGCUGUGUUUGCCGGGGCCAUGCCCACCAUGGCCAGCGUGAAGCUUUCCACAGGUCGGCCCAUCGUCAACCACCCCCACUAUGAAGAUGCUGGUUUGAGGGAGAGAACUAAGCUGGUCUACUCCAUGUACAGCCGCAUGUCUGGAGAAACAGUAAAGGGGAACCUGAUGAAGCUGGGGGUGGACUUCUUCGUCCUGGAGGACUCCUGGUGCACCAGGCGAACCAGGCCUGGGUGCAGCAUGCCAGAGAUCUGGGAUAUUGAGGAUCCCCAUAAUGUUGGUAAAGUCCCCCUCUGCACCCACAUGUCCAGGAGCUCACGACCCCACUUCACCACAGUCUUUUCCAAUGACAUUUACAAAGUUCUCAAAGUCCCCAAAGCCACUAAAGAUCUCAGAUAACACAGCGGGACGGACUGGUUCAGCAACAACCUUGUUGUUCUUUCCACUAUUUUUUUUUUGUUUUGUUUUUUACAGGUUUUGAUCAGUCACUGCCAUUGCUGCUUUUUACUCAAACCCCCACGGCUCCCCUUAUUUGCAGUGCUCUGAUUCGUUGAGCGGUGGACACGCCAAAACAGUUUGCGAUGAGUCUCCACUCGUGGUGCGCUCAUGGUUCUCAGUAUUAAAGGAACUCCCUGUUCCCCACAUUUUGCCAGUCAUCCUUACUGCUGCGUCUUUGUUAUCCAGCAACGUUCCCAUCACGUCCUGUUGGUGCCCAAGUGAAAGCCAAAAGGUUUCGUAGCUCUUCAUUUAGUUUGUUGCUUUGGUUCUGUUCUAUAGAAUCUUUAGUUUAAGAAACAUCGUCCUCAAACAGAUGCUGUUCAUACAUCAGUAUUGUUUCUAACUGUGUCGAAUUCAUUUUCUUUGACUUUGGCUUAAGAAGUACAUUUUGUCUGGCAGGACCAAUCGAUGAUGUCCACAUACUGUGAAGCAAUACCCUUUGCAAACUUGACAAAAGCUGACUUCUUCUAUUGUUAUGCACAGUGUUGAUCUCUGAAAAGAUUUUUCACUAGUACACUAUUUUUAUAAUUUAUUUGCGUGGGUACUUUUUAUGCAAACUUCAAGGUGUGGAGAUAUUUUCUUUAGAAGCCAGCGGUGUUUUAAGAGUUUUUGGAAUCACAGGGGGAAAUUCUGUUCUUGUGUUUGGAAGCUUUUAAAAAUCUUUUUAAUACAUAUCAUUCAGCCUCAGCGUCCAGAUGGAAUCCACUCAAGAAUUUUAACAAAAUUUCACAUUGUAGAAAAGCUUUUUCUUCUUUAUUCAGUUAUAAAGUGGCAGAAAAAAAGGCUUUUUAGACCUUCUCUAACUGUGCUCUGUAACUUUCUUUUUGUAAAUACCCAAACAGUUGUUUUGUAAAAUACCAAUGUACAGCCUUUAAAAGGUUCUUUUUGUUCCUUCAAUUAUUGUUUAUUGCCAAAGGAAGUCUUGUUAUUAAAGCUGCAUAUUCGGGGUACUGUAGCACAUGACAGAUGUGUUUUUAGUGAUGGAGAACCGUCAGUUUGUGACUUCUAUAACAGUCAAUCCAAACUAUUUGUAGCAGUGGAUUUUAUGUAAAUGGUAGCAGUCGUAGGUUUCUUCAGGUUUCUGGUUUCCGGAUGCAUCAAUGACCGUUCAGUAUUUUAGGAAAUACACUUACAUGCGUUCUUGCUGCGCGUUAGACGAGAAGUUUGAUAAAACUGUCCAGUCUUUAUGGUAAAUAUGAAUGUUAGCAUAGCUUAGAGAGUGAGUGACCUCACAUGGUGCUUUCGUAAAUUCAGUGUGACGCUCUACACUAAAAUGAGAGCCCUGUUGGUCGAAGAAAAGGAGCGUUAUAUUUCUACAUGAAUUAACAAACGGUGAAGCUAAUGUCUUUGGAGAAUUGUUUUGCCUCCAGCUAAGCCCCGCCCACCAAACAACAUCAUCCUGUUUACUAACAAUAAAAGGGUCUAUAAGAAAUAGGUCAGCUCAAUAAAACCACAAUUUCUAUUUUUACUUUGAUUUUUGGACCAAUUAAACAAAUGAGAAAUAAGUAUGUUAAUUAAUGAUCUUGUAGGCAGAUUUUGUUACUGUUGUGGUGAGUCAGGCUAGCUGUUUCCCCUUGUUUCCAGUCUUUAUGCUAAGCUAAGCUAGGGGCCUGCUGCCCUUAGCUUCACAUUUAAUGGAUAGAUAUGAGAGUGGUAUCGAUCUUCCCAUCUGACGUUGGUCAAGAAAGGAAAUAAGUGUAUUUGUAUUGAAACACGAUUCCUAUAAGAGGGAGGAGUCGUCAUGUUGGAGGAGUAGCAACGGUGAGAAUUUAAGGAGCGACCACACAGACAUUGAGCGGUUUCUGUUACAUGUUUACUCCUCCGACAUGAUGGCAUGUCCUUCACAGUUAUUGGUAACUACUUCUCAAAUAUUCUGUGAUGGGUUUUUCAUUUCUUAAAAAGGCUGCAAGUGUCUCUCAGCUUUAAUGUUUUUUUUUGUGUAUGAACUUGUAACAGGUUGAAAUCAUUUUGGUACAACACACCUCAGUGCAGGUGAUUUCAAGGAGCAGGCACCAGAAUGAGAUCAAAGUCCUGCUGUGGUGAGAUUAAAAGUGCCGGAGCGAGCGGUUGAACAAAUCAUACGGUGCACAUUUAACCUGUGACAUUUUGUCCAUCUGAUUUCAGAGCUGUUUGUUUGUGUGCUACUCGUACGAAGACUGAGGUUUCAUGGUGUAGAAGUUAUCUUGUUGAGUCAAGUGCCCGUUUUUAAGGAGUGGGGCUGUCGUCACAUUUCUCAAAACACUUGGACGUAAAUAGUUUAUUCCUGUCGCAGGCCUAAGUGUGUAUCAGAUGUCUUUUAUAAUAUUUGUCUAUUUUGUCUGUAUUUUAAAAAAUAAAAUGUUUGCCAUCAGAA